Messenger RNA from Parastagonospora nodorum SN15, 549 nucleotides. RefSeq lists its product as hypothetical. The transcript has 3 exons. Lineage: Eukaryota; Fungi; Ascomycota; Dothideomycetes; Pleosporales; Phaeosphaeriaceae. Bases 1 to 549 code for a protein of 182 amino acids. Gene Ontology annotation, cellular component: nucleus; cytoplasm. The record is from RefSeq and is a predicted model, not a curated record.
AUGGCCACAGAGCACCGCACGACAACCACCCCCAGCGGCCUGCCAGAGGAGGUGGUGACAUGCCUACAGAACGCACGAUUCCUUCAUCUUGCAACAUGUUCAAAUAAUGUCCCACACGUUUCUUUGAUGAACUACACCUACCUCCCCAGCACCCCAUACUCCCAAUCACCUACGAUCAUCAUGACAACCCCACCCACGUCCCGCAAGACGCUGAACCUCGAGUCCAAUCCUCUGGUCUCGCUACUGGUACAUGAUUGGAUUUCACAUCGCCCACCCACUCUGAGCCAGCCAGCUCGUUCGCCCUCUCCAACUCAUCCCGCCCCACGCUCUGGUUCACUGGCUGAACUUCUCCUGGGUAUUAAUACUGCAUCACUCAGUAGGAUUAGCACCACCAUCAAUGGCACAGCAGAGCUUGUUCCAUCCGGCUCCGCAGAAGAGAGUUGGUACAAGGUCGAACACCUGGCGAAUAAUACGUUUGGCGGUCGCGAGGCUGGCGACCAUCACAGCUCAUCUACCGGAGGAGGUCUCUGGGUGGAAGGACGAGAUUAG